AAGAGGCGGAACCGAAUAAAAGGAAAGUGUUUUCUACCGAACACAUUUCGAAAAAGUACGCGUUCUCUCGUUGCCGUGGCAGCAUCGACUUCAGGAAGAACGUUUGAGCGAUUAAUGAUGGAUGCUCGACAGAUAGAUCUGCUCGGUGGCAACGAGAACAUAGUUGAAAUGCAGAAUUUGGAAGGAGAAGACUUUGCUGUUUCCAAAUCAUCGGAUGCUGAUGCAGAAUUUGACAUGGUUAUCGGGAACAUCGAGGAUAUUAUAAUGGAGGAUGAAUUCCAACAUCUCCAGCAGUCUUUCAUGGAGAAAUAUUACCUUGAGUUUGAUGACUCUGAAGAAAACAAGCUCAGCUAUACACCUAUUUUUAAUGAAUAUAUUGAAAUCCUAGAAAAACAUCUGGAGCAGCAGUUGUUGGAGCGAAUUCCUGGAUUCAAUAUGGAUGUCUUCACCCAUUCACUCAAACAGCACAAAGAUGAAGUCUCGGGUGACAUACUAGACAUGCUGCUCACUUUCACUGACUUUAUGGCCUUUAAAGAGAUGUUCAUUGAUUACAGAGCAGAAAAGGAGGGUAGAGGAUUGGACCUUAGUACUGGCCUGGUGGUCAAGUCUUUAAACUCUGCUUCCGCUUCACCUCUGACCUCCAGCAUGACCUCACAAUAGAACUGAACCAAUGGGCAUUUCAUGUAAAUGAUCAGUCACCACAUGAUUAUUCCCAUGUAAAAAGAUGAAGAUUUAUUGAAAACUCCUUUCUGGCUCAUCCCAAAACAAACAGACACUGUUGUACUAACUUGACAGAAGGGAAUCAGUGUUUAACUUAGGUUAAUGUUUAAACGUAACAUUCAGGUUAACCGUCAGCUCAUCCUCUUUAGCAGUAUUCAUAUGAUCUGUGACAAAAUGCAGACUCAGCCUGGAUCAGUCUUUUAUAUUUUGUUGAUCUACAGCUCAGCAAAACACUUGUUUCUGACCAAACUGAUAGUGAGCAUGUGAGUAUCUGAAAGCUGCCACUUUAUUGCACUUUUUCAAAUAGAACCCCUUUUUUUAACGGUUAAGUCCUUAUACAACAUAAUGUACCAAAAUAAUUACUUUCACUUGACAAUCAUAAAGGGCUUUUCAUUACAAAAGUAUUACACAAUGUUCCUGAUAUAACAACAGUUCUAAAAGACCCGUUUUUUUAUUUACAAGACCGUAUCCCCAGGUAAAAUAUUACAGAAUAAAAAAAUGUAUAUGGUGUUUAUACAGUCACCAGAAACAAUGCAAAUAAUCUCAUGCAGUUUUUCAUGCUCUUUAAUAUGACGUGGAGUCCAUGUUUUGGAUGGCUUUCAUAUCUUCUGAGUGACAAUAAGAAGGAAAUAUUCAAAAUAAUACUUGUUUUGUUGAUGUAUAAAUGACUAAUGUCAGCCUUUUUACUUCCUUCUUAGAAGAAUGUGUUGUUCUUACUAGAUGAAUGUUGCGUAAUUGUGUAUAUUUGUUCAUUAUUUGUAUAUAUAGACAUAUUUGAGUUUGUGUAUGAGAGAAAUAAAUACAGUGGUUCUUUAA
This is a messenger RNA of Carassius auratus (goldfish), 1536 nucleotides long. Its product is annotated as ADP-ribosylation factor-like protein 2-binding protein. Gene Ontology annotation, biological process: maintenance of protein location in nucleus; positive regulation of tyrosine phosphorylation of STAT protein. The record is from RefSeq and is a predicted model, not a curated record. Lineage: Eukaryota; Metazoa; Chordata; Actinopteri; Cypriniformes; Cyprinidae. Bases 115 to 660 code for a protein of 181 amino acids. Gene Ontology annotation, cellular component: mitochondrial intermembrane space. The transcript has 7 exons.